Entelurus aequoreus (snake pipefish) is the source of this 8657-nucleotide messenger RNA. It is a transcript of the gene ank2b, whose product is annotated as ankyrin 2b, neuronal. Gene Ontology annotation, molecular function: protein binding. The transcript is spliced from 43 exons. The record is from RefSeq and is a predicted model, not a curated record. Gene Ontology annotation, cellular component: T-tubule. Gene Ontology annotation, biological process: regulation of cardiac muscle contraction; protein localization to T-tubule; signal transduction. The coding region runs from base 198 to 8324 and encodes 2708 amino acids. NCBI's taxonomy places the organism in Eukaryota, Metazoa, Chordata, Actinopteri, Syngnathiformes, Syngnathidae.
CAUUCUCCUGCUCCUCUCUCCUCCCAUAACCCACCGCCCUCUUGCUCAUGCUGGCGCGCGUCCGUCACUUUAAAAGGAAACGUCUCCUGCCUCUUUCCCGCACGCCAUCGGGGCAACUCAGACUCCGUGUUUUAGAGCUAUUGACAUUUUCCUUCAGAUUCGGACCGGAGCAUUAGCACCCGGUUUUAGCCACAGCCAUGGCGCAUGCUGCCGCCCACAUUAAGAAGGCCAGGUCUGAGAUGGAUCAAACUGCCGAUCUGAAGGCUCUGGAGAAAGCCAAAGAGAGACGGCGGCGUUCCCGGGAACAGGCAAAGCGCAAGUCUGACAGUAACACCAGUUUCUUGCGAGCGGCGAGAGCAGGAAACAUUGACAAGGUUCUGGAAUAUCUGAAAGGGGGCGUCGACAUCAACACUUGCAAUCAGAAUGGUCUCAACGCACUGCACCUGGCAGCCAAGGAGGGCCAUGUAGACCUGGUCCAGGAGCUGCUAGAAAGGGGAGUUGCCUUGAAUUCUGCCACAAAGAAAGGAAAUACAGCUCUACACAUCUCCUCUCUCGCGGGUCAGAUUGAAGUGGUGAAGAUUCUGGUCAAGCAAGGUGCCGACAUCAACACACAAUCUCAGGUGAAAUCAAAUGGUAUCAGGUUCCCCAGUUCUUGGUCUACGGUUUGUUGCUAUAUCCUUUGUUUUAUUGUGCAGAAUGGAUUCACUCCACUCUACAUGGCCGCCCAGGAGAAUCACUUGGAUGUGGUGCGAUACCUUCUUGAGAACGGAGGCAACCAGAGCACUGCCACAGAGGAUGGCUUCACCCCUCUGGCCAUUGCUCUUCAGCAGGGCCACAAUCAGGUGGUUUCCAUUUUAUUGGAGAAUGACACAAAAGGAAAAGUCCGUUUGCCGGCCUUGCACAUCGCCGCUCGCAAAGACGACACCAAAUCGGCAGCCCUGCUCCUCCAGAACGACCAUAACGCCGAUGUCCAGUCCAAGAGUGGAUUCACACCACUGCAUAUUGCCGCUCACUACGGAAACGUCAACGUGGCCACGCUCCUGCUGAACCGAGGGGCCGCUGUGGACUUCCUUGCAAGGAAUGGCAUCACUCCUCUUCAUGUGGCAUCCAAGCGAGGCAACACUAACAUGGUCUGCUUACUUUUGGACCGCGGCUGUCAGAUUGAUGCUAAAACAAGGGAUGGCCUUACUCCUCUCCAUUGUGCAGCCCGGAGUGGACACGACGUUGUCGUGGAGUUGCUGCUGGAGAGAGGAGCUCCUCUGCUGGCCAGAACCAAGAACGGCCUGUCUCCCCUCCACAUGGCGGCGCAAGGUGACCACGCCGAAUGCGUCAAACACCUUCUGGAACACAAGGUGCCCAUCGGCGACGUGACCUUGGACUAUCUGACAGCGCUUCACGUGGCGGCGCACUGUGGACAUUACAGAGUCACCAAGCUGCUCCUGGACAAGAGAGCCAACCCCAACACCCGGGCUUUGAAUGGUUUUACGCCGCUUCACAUAGCCUGUAAGAAGAACAGAGUUAAAGUCAUGGAGUUGCUGGUCAAAUAUGGGGCCUCCAUUCAGGCCAUUACAGAGUCUGGAUUGACUCCCAUCCACGUGGCCGCCUUCAUGGGUCACCUGAACAUCGUCUUGUUGCUGCUGCAAAACGGAGCCUCUCCAGAUAGGAGCAACAUUCGUGGAGAAACAUCGCUACACAUGGCCGUCAGGGCAGGCCAGGUGGAGGUGGUUCGCUGUCUGCUAAGAAACGGAGCCAUGGUAGACGCCAGAGCUCGGGAGGAACAGACUCCCCUCCACAUCGCUGCCCGUCUGGGCAAAACAGAGAUUGUCCAGCUCCUUUUGCAACACAUGGCCCACCCUGACGCCGCCACGGCUAACGGGUACACCCCGCUUCACAUCGCCGCUAAGGAAGGUCAAGUGGAGACGGCGUCCGUUCUCCUGGAGGCGGGGGCUUCGCACUCGCUCGCCACAAAGAAAGGAUUCACUCCCCUGCAUGUUGCCUCCAAGUACGGAAGCCUGGAUGUAGCCAAACUUCUGCUUCAGCGACGCGCACCACCCGAUUUUGCAGGGAAGAAUGACCUGACGCCACUUCAUGUUGCAGCGCAUUACGAUAACCAAAAAGUGGCGCUCCUGCUUCUGGAAAAAGGAGCAUCCCCCCACGCUGUUGCCAAGAACGGCUACACUCCUCUCCACAUUGCGUCCAAGAAGAACCAAAUGGACGUGGUCUCAGCGCUGCUGAAGCGCGACGCCGAUACCAACAUGGUGACCAAACAGGAUGUCACUCCACUCCACUUGGCCUCGGAGGAUGGCCACGCUGACAUCACCACCAUGUUGCUGAGUAAUGGAGCCCAUGUCAACACCCCCACCAAGGGUGGCCUUACCGCCUUGCAUUUGGCAGCACAAGACGACAAAGUAGCAGUGGCGGAGAUUCUUGCCAGAAAUGGAGCAAACCUCAACCAGCAGACCAAACUGGGCUACACACCACUUAUUGUUGCCUGCCAUUAUGGCAACACCAAAAUGGUCAACUUCCUGCUUCAAAAUGGUGCUAGUGUGACAGUAAAGACCAAGAAUGGGUACACCCCGCUCCACCAGGCCGCCCAGCAGGGGAACACACACAUCAUCAACAUUCUGUUGCAAUACGGUGCCAAGCCCAACGCUAUCACCAUGAAUGGUAACACCGCCCUGGGUAUUGCUCAAAGGCUGGGCUACAUCUCGGUGGUGGACACGUUGCAGGUUGUAACGGAGGAGAUUGUCACCACGACAACGAUGGUGACAGAAAAGCACAAACUGAAUGUUCCGGAAACAAUGACUGAAAUACUUGACGUCUCCGACGAAGAAGGAGAUGACACCAUAACUGGAGAUGGAAUUGAGUAUUUACGAGCUGAGGACCUGAGAGAGCUUGGAGAUGACUCUUUACCAGGACGAUAUCUGGACAGCAUGAACUACCUCUGCUUCAACCAUGAGGGGCCGCAAACUCUCAGUGCGGAGAAGUCCUUUACGUCCACUUGUCAAAACUACUACCAAAAACACGAAAGCACUACGGAGGACAUGCUCAAUCGUCAGAUUUCUGCACUCUGGAGGGAAACAGAGAGCGAUUCGUACAGACUGAGUUGGAGCACAGACAACCUGGACAACAUAGCUUUCACUUCAAACCCCGUCCACACCGGCCAGUUCUCUCCAUGCCGUGACCACGCGGACCACAGCAGUUUCUUAGUCAGCUUCAUGGUCGACGCGAGGGGCGGAGCCAUGCGGGGUUGCCGCCACAAUGGCCUGCGCAUAGUCAUCCCUCCGAGGAAGUGUGGCGCUCCCACGCGAGUAACCUGCAGGCUGGUCAAGAGGCACCGGCUGGCCAGCAUGUCACCCAUUGUCGAAGGGGAAGGUCUGGCGAGCAGGUUUAUCGAAGUGGCGCCCUCUGGGGGCCAGCUUCUCGGUAAGCUCCACCUCCCCAGUGCCCCUCCCCCCCUCAAUGAGGGUGAAAGUUUGGUGAGCAGAAUCCUCCAACUUGGACCGCCAGGGACAAAUUUCCUGGGUCCCGUCAUUGUGGAGGUCCCACACUUUGCUUCCCUGCGAGGGGGUGAGCGAGAACUUGUCAUCUUGAGGAGCGAGACGGGGGACGGCUGGAAGGAACACCAUUGUGAAUACACCCAGGAAGAACUCAACCAGUUCCUCAACAGCAUGGAUGAAGAGCUGGACUCCCCGGAAGAGCUCCAGAAGAAGCGCAUUUGCCGUAUCAUCACAAGAGAUCUACCGCAAUACUUCGCUGUGGUAUCCCGUAUCAGGCAAGAUAGUAUUCUCAUCGGCCCAGAAGGAGGUGUCCUGAGCAGCACCGUAGUGCCCCAAGUGCAAGCAGUAUUUCCAGAGGGGGCCCUAACUAAAAGGAUCCGGGUCGGCCUACAGGCCCAGUCUGUAGGUGUGGACGUUGUCCAGAGGACUGUAAGGAACAAGUCCAGCUUCAGCCCCAUCGUCACUCUGGAGCCGCGUCGACGGAAGUUCCACAAACCUAUCACGGUGACCAUGCCGGUCCCCAAAGAGUACUCUGACCUGGCAGGUCUCCAGCACGGUUUGGGGCGAGACACGCCAACAUUACGACUGCUGUGCAGCAUUACAGGCGGAACAACGCCGGCCCAAUGGGAGGACAUCACCGGAACCACCCCGCUAACGUUUAUCAAUGAUCACGUGUCCUUCACCACCAAUGUCUCUGCCAGGUUCUGGCUCAUUGACUGUCGGCAAGCGCAAGAGUCGGUAAGUUUCUCGUCACAAGUGUACCGCGAGAUCAUCUGCGUGCCCUACAUGGCCAAGUUCCUGGUCUUCGCCAAAACCCACGACCCCAUCGAGGCUCACCUGCGCUGCUUCUGCAUGACGGACGACAAAGUGGACAAGACCCUGGAGCAGCAAGAGAACUUCACCCAGGUGGCCUGCAGUCGUGAUGUGGAGGUUUUGGAAGGAAAGCCAAUCUAUGCAGACUGCUACGGAAACCUGGUUCCUCUCAUCAAAAAUGGCCAGCAUCACGUCUUUAGCUUUUUCGCCUUUAAAGAGAACCGACUAACUCUGUUCAUCAAAAUCAGGGACGACACUCAGGAGCUCUGUGGGCGCUUGUGUUUUAUGAAGGAACCUCGCACUUACCGGUCACCUGGACAAAACGCCAUAUGCAACCUUAAUAUUACGCUACCAUCAUAUACUAAGGAUUUGCUGAAAAAAAUGCACUUUUUGUCUUUGCUCUUCUUCCUGCUUGCCACUUUAAAAAAGGAUUUGGAUUCUGAUCAUGACGAUGAGACCAACCAAAAGCUGGAAAAAUAUGAAACUGGGGCAGAGACGUCAGAUAUCCGGCGAUCCGAGCCAAAUCGAGAACAGGACCUUCUAUCCGACGUGUCGGAGAUGAAACAAGACUUGAUGAAAAUGACGGCCAUUUUAACAUCCUCAGAUAAACCCUUAGAGGAAGCGUCCAGUCGAGAGAAGGAGGAGACGGGUGACGUUCCGAGUGGGGAACCAUUAGAAAUAACAAAGAAUGACUUAGAGAACGUUAAAAAGGAUCUGGAGAAAGUUGACAAAAUACUCCGUAGUGGAAUGUGUGACACGGUGGAGCCCAGUGAUCUCAAAGAACACCUCCUGGAUGUGCCAAAAAAACAGAAGGAUACCCAUGAGGGAGCCGCUAAAUCAGUCACUCCAACUAAAGUCCAAAAGCAUCUACGGGUAGAAGUCAAGUCCCCACUGAUUGAAGAUACCCCCAUUGGAUCCAUAAAGGACAAAGUAAAAGCCUUGCAACAAAAAGUAGAGAUGGAGCAGAAAGGAAAAAUUGUCGGUGGCAGAGUUCAACCUUUGCCAUCUUCUCCAAAAGUAAAAAAAAAAAACAAGUCUACAAUAAGCCCUGUAAAAACACCUGAAGCGGCAAAGGAGACUGUCUCGGUUAAGGAACUGAUGCAAGUCUUUCAGAAAGACAGAGGAACCUCAAAGAUGGAGUUGGAUAAGCCUAGAACAAGACUGGAAGAAAGCAGAAUUAGAAGGCCAGAAACCAGGAUCUCUAAAGAGCUAUCUCUGGAUUCAAAACCUAAAACUAGGGACAAAGCUGGUCGUGAUGAUGAUGAUGACAACUCAGACAAGGUCGCAGACUUACAGGGUUCAGAAACACCUCGCCUUAGUUUCGAGGACAGCUACAAACAUGAAGGUCUCACCACUCCCGGCACAAGUCCUGAAAAUGCGUGUCUCUCUCCCAAAACUGAGCAAACCUCAGACCUGGAAAAGAUUGCAUUACCCGAUGACCAACUGUCUCCUGAAUCAACCCUCCUUGGUGAGUCCGCAUCCAGGACUAAAAAAAGCAUGUACGACGCCGCAGAGCAACUCCAUUUUCCCCUAGCGUUGCCUUUAGCUUCCUCGGAUGCUUUUAGAUCCUUGGAGUUACCCUUAAAGCAAAGCUCAGAUUCUCUCAGUCCGUUAGCCGAUGAGUCUUUGACUAUAAGUCACAGAGAUUCCCUAGACGGUAGUCUUGUUACGGACUCAUCCUCAUGUAAGACCCCUGAUUCUAUUGAACCAAGCCCGACUGAUGAUUCGCCUCCUCGGGACUCCUUGGAGACGAGCCCUGUUGAUCCGUCCUUCCAGAGUAGUUCCCUAAUCCAGCCCACGAAUAUUAAAGAUACUUUACGUGAUAGACUUUUCCAAAACCUUGCGGCUGAUGAGGACAAUGGCGAGCAGAGUUCCGGUAAGAAUCCGCUUUCCCCCGAUACCCCUAGUUAUGAGGAGGUAAGUUAUGAGCUAAAUCCUAAACCUCCUCACCGCUCAUGUCUGACUUUUCAAAUCAAACCAGCAGCUGUCAUCCAAGAAGAAGACACACCACACAUAGAUGUAGAAUGUAAAUUAGGGGCAAAGAGACUCACAGAAGAGUUAAAUCCUCCUGUUUCUGACCCUCUUAUUAAAGCUCCUUCUUCUUUUUCGGCAGGUGUGCAAGACGAAUUCCACGCAGACCAAAACCAGUCCAAAUCCCACUUGAAAACCACACCAGAACCACGAGUAGAUAGUCUAGCAAACAGAACUGACGAGCAAAAGGAGAACAGCUUACGGGAUUCGAGAGAAAACCAAGGAGGCGAUGGUCAAAGUAAUGUGACAGAUGAAGUCAAAGGAAGUGAUAUUAGUCAAGCAAUGGAUGUAUUUGAACCUGAGUUUUGUAUCUAUGAUGAUACAGAAGGGGCAGAAAAUCCGAGAACCGAGUCCAAAGGUGUCACCGCAAAGGUAGAAGCGGCAGCCAUAUGGUCUAAGGAUAAAGACGCCCCUUUUGAAGCUGGUCUCAAAGAAAAAGAAGAGGAACUACUCAAUCUAGUAGUGGGGGAAGAGAGUAGUCGGUCCCAGCAAGAAAGUCCUGCUACGACACCAGGUAAAACACCCACGGAGGAGAGCACGCCGACGAGCGAGCCCAACCCAUUUUUCUUCCAGGAGGGGAAGCUUUUUGAGAUGACUCGCAGUGGUGCUAUUGAUAUGACCAAAAGGAGCCUAGAAGAUGAGGUUGGCGGCGGUGGUUUUGCCUUUUUCCAGAUCGACAAACAAGUGGUGGUAGAAAACAUUGUGGCCUCUGCAAACUCGGAAGUUGGUCUCAAUCUAAAACUGCAGGUCAACACCGAGGAGGGUGCCAACAGAUCUGAAAUAACUCUACCGGUGUCAUGUGAGGUUGAUCAGACUGCAUCUUGUGAAUCAAAAAUCCCUCAAAUGGAGUUCGCUGCUUCGAGCAAACUUGCUACAGCUCUGGAAAAUCCAAAAUCAUCCGAUUUAGAUUCUACGGAUCAAAUGAUAAUUAAUGUAGACUUAGCAGACAACACCAUUACAAGAUCCAUAUACUCCGAGCAGGGUCAGGAAUCAUCUGAUUCCUCCCCGGAAGAAUCUAAAUCUGUGAUAGAGACCCCAAAAUCCUCUCAAACCAAAUCUGAACUAUCUCCUGUGUCAAAAUCCAGAAUCCCCAUUAAAGCAAAGUCUUUCAAACCGGUUGAGCAAGACAAAAGUCUCAAGGGACCACCUCGAAGAAAGUCAGAAACAGGACAGGACGCAGGAGGACCUAAAAUUAAGAACCAAUCUGAGGGCGUCUCCACUAGACUGACUAGUAAAGCAGAGUCCAAAUCCUUCCAGUCCAGAUUGCCAGUCAAAGGUAAAAGUGGCCUGACUUCCUCCUCCAAGCUUCACCAUAAGAGGUCCGUCGAAUUCUUCGACGAGAUAACCGACGAGGCGGCCAAGGUCAUAGAAAGGCUGGCGGAGACCAAGAAAGAACAAAAGGCACACGCCAGUGAUGACAACUCAGAGGACGAGAGUGGUCUUAUCGAUCCGGCGGUAAUGGACACCUUCCUAGUUAGAACACAUGGUGAGGACCCCAUUCAAGGUCAAGAUGCAACAGAGUGUCCAAAGCAAACGUUUUUGAUGACAGCAGACCACUUGGGCUUCAGCUGGGCAGAGCUAGCGCGAGAACUGGGACUCAGCCAGGAAAAGAUCGAUUUGAUACGGACCGAAAAUCCUGACUCCUUGCAAGACCAAAGCUACGCGCUUUUGAAUCACUGGAUGAAGGAAGAGGGUGCCACAGAAACCGCACUCAUCAAGAGACUGACCGAGAUCAACAGAAUGGACAUCGUUCAGCGGAUCCAAACUAUUACAUGCUCUGAACGAGGCGGAGUGUCCGAGGAAUCCAUGAACUCGAAUCAAGCAAGCGGUGGUCAACAAAAACAGGCGGCGGCGGGAUUUGAGAUGGAGCCUGCGAAGGAUAGAAAGGUCAGCCAGGUGGUGAAGACGAGGGUGGUAACGCGACAGAGGACAGACGAUGUCAGGAGAAACACGGGCAAGAAGCCGGAGGGUCCACCUUGAUGCAGCACACUUACGGAAUGUACAAUUGAAAAAUGACGCUGCAAUAUAUCCUGAUCGUUAAACUUCCGACUUUGCGGGGUUUUUCCUCCCCAUUUUUGUGUUACGCUCUGCAUUUUUUUAUAUUUAUUUGUGUUCUUUUCUGUGGCCAAAGACUGCACCAUUACCGUCCGUGUUUACCGUAAAAAUAUAGUGUGUGUGUUUUUACAGCAUUCUUUUACGAAAUAAUCCACAUUCGACUUGACUUGAUUUUUGUUGUUGUUGUUGUCCGAAAGGAUUGACUCAUUCAUGAAUUGUUUGCACUUGUGUACAUGAAUAAACUUCCUAGAAAAGUUG